Saccharomycodes ludwigii is the source of this 777-nucleotide messenger RNA. It is a transcript of the gene TDA10, whose product is annotated as putative ATP-dependent kinase. The transcript has 2 exons. Gene Ontology annotation, cellular component: cytoplasm. NCBI's taxonomy places the organism in Eukaryota, Fungi, Ascomycota, Saccharomycetes, Saccharomycodales, Saccharomycodaceae. The record is from RefSeq and is a predicted model, not a curated record. Bases 1 to 777 code for a protein of 258 amino acids.
AUGUCGAUAAGUACAUGCAUCACAGAUUAUAUAGACAAGAAUUACAAAAGCUAUAUCACUAAAAAUAACACUAAUAACUCUCCGUAUUCACCGUUUUUUGUGUACAUUAGUGGUCCUCAAGGCAGUGGAAAAUCAUAUACUACUCAUAAAUUGCAUGCGUACUACACUGCCAGAAAUAUUAAUGUUAUUGCUGUUUCCAUUGAUGACUUCUAUCUAAAUCAUAGGGAACAAAUGGUAUUGAAUGAGCAAUCUGAUAAUCCUUUGAUUAACCAAGGAAGAGGAUUGCCGGGUACACACGAUUUAAAAAAAUUACGUGAUUUUAUGCAUCAAUGUAUGUGUUACAACACUACGACAAGCAUGGUUCAUGUGCCACAAUAUGACAAAUCCAAGUAUAACGGGGAAGGUGAUAGAAUUGACGAUAUUUUGGUAAUGAGACCUGGUAGUGAUACGCUUCAAGUCAAAACAAACGGUGUCGUAUUAUAUGAUACUUUGGAUAUGGUACUUAUAGAAGGAUGGUUUAUAGGAUAUGAACCUGUAAGAAGGGAGAAUAUUGUUAAUGAUAAAUAUAUGGUUGAAAUUAAUGAGAAUUUGCGACAAUAUAGCGAUAUAUUGUGGGAUAAUCCUAAACUUUUUUCUGAUAACGUCAAUGAGGCAUGUAUUAUUGUAUUUAAAACAAACAGUGACAUUGUGUCUACUGUGGAAAAGUGGAGGAUUCAACAAGAACACGAUUUAAAAUUGAAAAAUGGUGGAGCUGACAAAAUUGAUUUUGGAAAUUGA